This is a messenger RNA of Hibiscus syriacus, 715 nucleotides long. Its product is annotated as 40S ribosomal protein S15a-1-like. Bases 140 to 532 code for a protein of 130 amino acids. Gene Ontology annotation, cellular component: ribosome; cytosolic small ribosomal subunit. Lineage: Eukaryota; Viridiplantae; Streptophyta; Magnoliopsida; Malvales; Malvaceae. Gene Ontology annotation, biological process: translation. The transcript has 4 exons. Gene Ontology annotation, molecular function: structural constituent of ribosome. The record is from RefSeq and is a predicted model, not a curated record.
UCAUUACUAUCAUUGCAACCGCCCCUAAAGACCGGAAACCCCAAGAGUCCCUUCCUCUCUUCACUCUCUUCAAGCAACCUUGAUGCAGCUGCCAUUUCUUUUUUGUUUACAGAAGCAGGAGCAGCUUGUAUUUUAAAAAAUGGUGAGGGUGAGCGUUCUGAACGAUGCACUCAAGAGCAUGUACAAUGCAGAGAAGAGGGGAAAACGGCAAGUGAUGAUCAGGCAGUCCUCUAAAGUUAUCAUCAAGUUCCUUUUGGUAAUGCAGAAGCAUGGUUACAUUGGAGAGUUUGAGUAUGUAGAUGAUCAUAGAGCUGGUAAAAUCGUGGUUGAACUAAAUGGAAGGCUGAACAAGUGUGGGGUUAUCAGUCCUCGUUUUGAUAUCGAAGUGAAUGAGAUCGAGGGUUGGACUGCUCGGUUACUUCCUUCCAGACAGUUUGGAUAUAUUGUGCUCACCACAUCUGCUGGAAUCAUGGACCACGAAGAAGCCAGAAGAAAGAAUGUUGGUGGAAAAGUAAUUGGCUUCUUCUAUUGAGAGACACAUUUCCUGAGAAAUCUCAUUUUCAGUUUGGAUUGAACUCGUAUCGAGGUGUUGGUAUUAUUUUGUAGUUUAUGAGUUAUAUUUUGAUGUUUUGUUUACGUAGUUUGCGGUUAUGAACUGUUGGAUUUCGGAUUUCCUUUGGUAAUAGUCGAAAGAGAUUUAUAUUUAGGAGUUCCA